UAAUUAUUUUAUGUUUUAAUUAUAUUAUGUAUUGUAUUCACUAAUCACUACCCUGUGAGCCUGAAGACUAGUCUAAAAGCUCUAUCUCUGCUCCUAUCUCUUUCCGUCUCCUUUACCUGCUCACUCAAUUGAGUCAAUUCUGCUUUUUGGUGACCAAAACAACCAUAAGAGUAGUUGUUCACCGUCUCUUCUUCUCCAUCUCUGCUUAUGAAUAUGCAAUCUACAAUGUCGAACUCGAAUCAGUUCAAGAAACCAUGAGGGUCGACAGGAUUGCUAUCAAUUUCUGUCCUUUUCUUCUUCUUCUUUUUCUUCUAGUUCCUUCAUUAGCUCUCAACACUGAUGGGGUGCUUUUGCUUUCUUUCAAAUAUUCCAUACUUGGAGACCCGUUGUCAGUUUUACAGAGCUGGAACUACGACGAUAAGACGCCAUGCUCGUGGAAUGGAGUGACCUGUACUGAAAUGGGGAACCCAGGCUCACCAGACAUGUUCAGAGUCACUAGCUUGGUUCUUCCAGACAGUCAGCUUCUGGGUUCAAUCCCAAUCAAUUUGGGUUACAUCGAACACCUUCAAAAUCUUGACCUCUCAAACAAUUCCUUAAAUGGGUCCUUGCCUAAUUCCAUUUUCAACAAUACUGAGCUUAAAGUGCUCUCUCUCUCAGGCAACAAUAUCUCUGGUGAGCUACCUGAGUAUAUCGGUACUUCGAGGAGUCUACAGGUUCUGAAUCUCUCUUAUAAUGCCAUGGCCGGUAAGAUACCUGAAAACUUGACUAAUUUGCAGAAUCUCACAGUAGUUUCAUUGAAAAAUAAUCAAUUUACUGGUACUGUACCAAGUGGGUUUAGCUUUGUUGAAGUGCUGGAUUUGUCUUCAAAUCUACUAAAUGGGCCUUUGAAUCUAAACUUCAAAGGGGAGAGCUUGCGCUACUUAAAUCUCUCUAACAAUAUGAUUACAGGCUCAAUAUCGAAUGAAUUUGCGAAAGGUAUUCCAGAGAAUGCUACAAUUGAUCUGUCAUUUAACAAUCUGACUGGAGCAAUUCCAGAGUAUGUGUCUCUGCUUAACCAGAAAACAGAGUCUUUCACUGGAAAUGUAGAGCUUUGUGGGAAACCAUUGAAGAACCUCUGUUCAGUUCCUUCAACUCUCUCAACUCCACCCAAUGUGACCACAACAUCUCCAGCCAUAGCAGUCAUACCCAGAACAUUUGACUCAAACCCCAGUUCAGAUUCUCUAGGAACACCAAAUAGUACCCAAAAUCAAGCCCAGAUUUCGCUAAAACCAGCCACGAUAGUUGGAAUUGUCAUGGCAGAUUUGGCUGGUUUGGCCGUCCUCGCAUUGGUAAUUCUGUACGUUUAUCAAUUGAAGAAGCGAAAACAUUCCCAACAGAACCACGACAACCCGCUCAAGGCAGAGAAGUUAACAGAUAUUGUGGUGGUUGCAAAGUCAGAUUCAAGAAAAUCGAAAGCAUGUUCAUGCCUAAACGGAGAAGAAACAUCAGAAUCAGCCACCUCCGACAGUGACCACGACGAGCCAAACAGAGUUGUAGUCGAUCUCCACCAAAACGAAACAGAGCACAAAGGAGGAACCCUUGUGACAGUAGACGGCGAGACAAAUCUUGAAGUGGAGACAUUGUUGAAGGCAUCGGCAUAUAUUUUGGGUGCAAGCGGAGUGAGCAUAUUGUACAAGGCCGUGCUUGAAGAUGGGACUGCGUUUGCUGUGAGAAGGAUUGGAGAGAAUAGGUUGGAGAGACUCAAGGAUUUCGAGCAUCAAGUGAGAUCAAUUGCUAAGCUGCGACACCCGAACUUGGUUAGGGUUCGUGGGUUUUACUGGGGAGACGAUGAGAAGCUCGUUAUCUACGACUACGUCUCCAAUGGCAGCCUGGCCACCACCAGUUCCAGAAAAGUGGGUUCUUCACCAUAUCAUCUACCUCUUGAAGUCCGAUUCAGAAUAGCAAGAGGAGUGGCUCGAGGAUUAGCCUACAUUCACGAGAAGAAACACGUCCAUGGCAAUAUCAAACCAAACAACAUCCUCUUCAACUCCGGCAUGGAGCCAAUGAUCGCUGAUUUUGGGCUCGACCGCCUUGUCUCGGCCAACUCUAGCUUUAAAGCAAGCAACUCAGCCAGGAAUUUGGGUGGCCAAGACAAUGCCUGCAGCCCUGGCUCGUCUAUGUCCAGUAAUACGUCACCUUAUCAAUCGCCCGAGUCGCUGAAGAACCUGAAGCCAAACCCCAAGUGGGAUGUCUACUCGUUUGGGAUGAUUUUGCUUGAACUUCUGACGGGGAGAGUGUUGUCUGACCGUGAGUUGGAACAUCACUGGUCGGUGAUGGAGGAGGGUAAGAACAGGGUUUUGAGGAUGGCUGACGUGGCAAUAAGGGAUGACGUGGAGAGAAGUGAGGAGGCCAUGCUGGCAUGUUUUAGGUUAGGGUUUAGCUGUGUCUCUUUUCUUGCUCAAAAGCGACCCACCAUGAAAGAAGCCUUCCAUAUCUUGGAGAAGAUCAGUCCUAGCACUCGUUCUUCAGGCUAAAAUGGUGAUGAUGAUGAUUUGGGGGUCCCACUAAAGUGUUUAUUGUUGGAUUAAAGUGUGUUAUUAGUUACUUUGUUAUGUUAUCCUUUGUUGACUUGAACGAUCGAUGUUGCAUGCAUUAUAUGUAUAAAGCAGUAGGAAAGCAUUGUUGAUAUCUGAUCAUAAUACCUAAUAUGACUGAAGGUGUUGCAUG
Molecule: messenger RNA, 2706 nt
Organism: Tripterygium wilfordii
Lineage: Eukaryota; Viridiplantae; Streptophyta; Magnoliopsida; Celastrales; Celastraceae
Product: receptor protein kinase-like protein At4g34220
Exons: 2
Coding region: 255-2513 (752 amino acids)
Biological process (GO): protein phosphorylation
Molecular function (GO): ATP binding; protein kinase activity; protein binding
Source: RefSeq, a predicted model, not a curated record